This is a messenger RNA of Polyodon spathula (Mississippi paddlefish), 2795 nucleotides long. RefSeq names its product P2Y purinoceptor 4-like. NCBI's taxonomy places the organism in Eukaryota, Metazoa, Chordata, Actinopteri, Acipenseriformes, Polyodontidae. Gene Ontology annotation, molecular function: G protein-coupled purinergic nucleotide receptor activity; G protein-coupled UTP receptor activity. Gene Ontology annotation, cellular component: plasma membrane. The record is from RefSeq and is a predicted model, not a curated record. The transcript has 2 exons. Gene Ontology annotation, biological process: G protein-coupled receptor signaling pathway; transepithelial chloride transport. The coding region runs from base 236 to 1282 and encodes 348 amino acids.
UGGAGGGGCAGGAUUCCUUUUUUCACAAUGCAAUCAUGUUUUACAAGCCCCUUUUCCUGCUCCUGCCCACAUCCCAGCCUACAGCCAGUGUGAGUAAUAACUGCUUAUCACUGCCACACACUGACUCCACGCUGCACAGAGCAUGGGCCAGGGGACCCGCACACAGCACAGGAAAGCGAGUGUGUUCGUUCUUUAAAAGAACAGGAAGGAUAUAAAAAGCUACAACCAACACAAGAUGGCCGGGAACAAGCCACUCUACACCGCCAACGACAGCUGCCGCUUCGACGAGGAGUUUAAAUACAUCCUGCUGCCGCUUUCCUACGGGAUAGUGUGCGUGGUGGGGCUGGUGCUGAACUCCGUGGCUCUGUGGAUGUUCUUGUGUAAGAUGCGCCCGUGGAAGCCCAGCACCGUGUACAUGUUCCACCUGGCGGUCUCGGACACGCUGUACGUGCUCUCGCUGCCCACGCUGGUGUAUUACUACGGCAACCGGAGCCACUGGCCCUUCGGGGAGUGGAUGUGCAAGCUUGUGCGCUUCCUCUUUUACACCAACCUGUACUGCAGCAUCCUGUUUCUCACCUGCAUCAGCGUCCACCGCUACCUGGGCAUCUGCCACCCCAUCUUCUUCCUCAAGCUGGUUAAAGCGCGCCAUGCCCACGUGGUGUGUUUCCUAGUGUGGGGUGCCGUGGCGGUGUGCCUUAUCCCCAAUCUGAUCUUUGUGACUAUCAGCACCAGGGACAAUGACACGCUGUGUCACGACACCACGCGGCCGGAGGAUUUUGAUCAGUACGUCAGCUACAGCUCAGCCGUUAUGACCCUGCUAUUCGGCCUCCCGUUCCUUGUGAUUGUGGUCUGCUAUUGCCAGAUGGCCCGGAAGCUGUGCCAGCCCAGGACGGGGCUACAGUCCCGCCAGCAGGGCGCGCCCAAUUCCCGGAGGAAGUCUAUCAAGCUGAUCAUCGUGGUCCUUGUGGUCUUUGCCCUCUCCUUCGUCCCCUUCCACAUCACGCGCACCCUCUACUACACCUUCCGCGUGCUGGACGCCGACUGUGUGACUCUCAACUACGUCAACUUCGCCUACAAAAUCACCCGGCCCCUAGCCAGCGUCAACAGCUGCAUAGACCCCAUCCUGUACUUCCUGGCAGGGGAUCAGUACCGUGCCAAGCUGGUGAGCGCCUGCACCAAGAAACCUCGCUUCUCCACAAUCUCACUGGUGCCGCGCAAACGGCUCAACAGCAGCCUGGCCGUGGUCUGCAACAACCAGGACUCUGCCUGCACAGCAACCUGAACUGGAGCGGAGGGACGCUGGGGUUUCCACUUUGACACUGUCACCAGUCGUCCUAUUCAGCAGGGGCACCCACGGUUGGAGGCAGGCACUGUAACUUAGUGUGUCCCAGUCCUCAGCCCUUUUUAAAGGACAAUGAUGCAGCCUGGCGGCUAGAGGAACCGUAGGUAAGAGAGGAGAACUGAGUAGUGGGAGGUAGUGGUCUACUUGAUUCACUGCACAGAAAAAGCAUGGGAUUUCAGACAGGGGUAACAAACGCUUCCUGUGCUGCUCUCCGCUCUAACCAAGCCUGCCCUUACACUCACCUGCAGAAUCUGAAUACAAGUCUUGCUGUUAAUAUGCUCACAGAGCUACUGAGCGGCAGACAAAGUGCAUUACGUAACUUUCUUGUAAGCUAAGCUAGCAAGGGCAGUUUGAUUGCAUAUUGUUAACUGGAAACAAAACAGUCUUAUUCACACACUCAAGUUGAUCAUACCAGUGAAUCAGGUUUUACUUUGUUUAGAGGCAUUUUCUAAAGACAACUGUAUUUUGUUUUAGUCGUUUAUAACUAUGUUAUUAAAAACACCGAAAAAAUAUUUGUUAACGUUCUCAUAAAGCAGUUCCAAUUAAAAAUAAUGCAUUUCAAUACUGGAGAAAGACGGCUGAUGGGGUCAACUGAUUCAAAUCGUAUUUACAGCAUUGUUUUUUGAAUUUGUAGACUAGAUCAAAGGGUUACAUCUAUUGCCAUGUAAGAGAGGGAAACAAUAAACAAAACAAAACAAACAUCAAAACAAGUAUGUGCAGUGUCGUCCUCUGUGCCUCAACUCAGAGGCAGCUCAGUCCUGAUACGCUUCCCGGCUGUCUGUGUAACUCAAGUGGAAAAACAUAUCCCGCCUAGGGGCUGCCAUUCCAAAAACCCUCCCAUGAGAGCCUGAGGGACCCUGGGCAGCCUCCCAAUUUGUUUAAAAAAAUAACACCAUAUGUUUUAGCAAAGAAGAACAAAAGAACUGUUGUAUUGUGUAACAUACAGUACAUCAGAAUGCACAAUGCACAGCACACAGAACAUUGCACAAUUAGCAAGCAUGUAAAUUACCAUUGUGCUAUUUGGAAUGGCACAAGAAUAAAAGGGGUUCCGGUAAGCUAUGCCAUUGCAAUAUUGAAUUGCCUGAUUGUCUGCUCCAUUGCAAGGCUUAUGUGAUUCAUUUUCAGUGACUGAAAUUCCUCAUUAAAACCUAAAAGAACCUGUUGCUCCUAAUCAAGUCUGCAUCACAAUCACAUUCUGCAUGUGAUGUUGUCUGCAGAGCUCAGACUUCUUCAAACAGCUCAAUACCAUGGAAGGGCACCACAUCCACUUAAGCGACUGACAGCUCUAUUCGUCAAUGAGAAUCCCUGUCAGAGUAAAGCCCCACCCCCAGUUGAUGCAUUUGCUUUUUAAGCUCUGAUUGGAACUGGAAUAAUAAGGUCUGAGAAAUGGACUCAAAAGACAGCCUGUGUUCUUGAUGUGUAAAUAUGUUUACAUGUGUAUGCAUAUUAAAAA